UGAGAUGACCUUUGUACUCACAGAUGCACAUGGCUAGGCAAGAUCAUGUCAAUGCAAUGUCGACCAGUGCUAGCCAAAUUCCAAGCUCUAGCAGACACCAAGUAGUGUCCCCUCUAACUGGAAAGGUGAUUCCUCUGCCACAACAUGAGAUACUGGGAGCGACCAGAAGUGUGUCAAAUUUUGAGAAGCUGAACAGAGUUGGUGAAGGGACUUACGGCAUUGUGUAUCGAGCCAGAGACGUGAAGACCAAGGAGGUAGUGGCACUGAAGAAGAUAAGAAUGGAAAAAGAAAAAGAAGGACUCCCGAUAUGCAGUGUGCGUGAGAUAGGCAUUCUGUUGAGUCUGAGACACAAGAACAUUGUGGAGCUGAGAGAAGUGGUUGUGGGGAGGGACUUGGAGAACAUGUUCCUCGUGAUGAGAUAUUGCGAGCAAGACCUGGCCACUCUCAUUGACAACAUGAGUACCCCUUUCACAGAAGCUCAGGUUAAGUGCUUACUGUUGCAACUCCUAGAUGGUAUGGCCUACCUACACAGCAACUACAUCAUUCACAGAGACCUCAAAGUAUCCAACCUCCUAUUGACCGACAAAGGCUGCCUCAAGAUCGCUGAUUUUGGACUGGCCAGAACUAUAGGCACUCCACCCAAACCACUUACCCCUCGAGUUGUGACACUGUGGUAUCGAGGACCGGAGCUGUUGUUUGGUUGCAGAGUGUACUCAAUGGCACUGGACAUGUGGGCAGUGGGGUGCAUCUUUUGUGAACUGCUUAGCAACAAGCCUCUGUUUCCGGGAAAAUCAGAUACAAAUCAGAUUGAACAAAUUACGAAGCUACUUGGAACUCCUAAUGACACGAUCUGGCCCGGCUAUUCAUCCAUGCCUAUACUCAAGAGCAUUUCGCUGAAGAACCAACCGUACAAUAACUUGAAACUGAAGUACCAUUGGCUGUCUGACGCUGGAGGCAAACUAAUCAAUGAUUUUUUGACUUACAACCCAGACGAGAGAAUAACUGCCAUUAAGGCCAGAAAGAAUGUCUAUUUCCGUGAGAAACCACUUCCGAUCGAACCUGAAUUGAUGCCUACUUAUCCACACCUGAGAAACACUAAGCCACAAGUGCAAAGAAAAGUACCAUGGGAAGAUGAAGAUUCUGGACAUGUAUCUAAGAAACCUAGAACAUUACAUCAGUGAGAAUCUGAACCUUAAUUGUUGUAAUUGUUAAUUAAUCUGAAAGAGAUUGGUUAUUAUAUGAA
Molecule: messenger RNA, 1243 nt
Organism: Halichondria panicea
Lineage: Eukaryota; Metazoa; Porifera; Demospongiae; Suberitida; Halichondriidae
Product: cyclin-dependent kinase 10-like
Exons: 3
Coding region: 24-1181 (385 amino acids)
Biological process (GO): protein phosphorylation; regulation of mitotic cell cycle
Cellular component (GO): nucleus
Molecular function (GO): ATP binding; cyclin-dependent protein serine/threonine kinase activity
Source: RefSeq, a predicted model, not a curated record